Messenger RNA from Psylliodes chrysocephalus, 1611 nucleotides. The record is from the annotation of a GenBank genome assembly. NCBI's taxonomy places the organism in Eukaryota, Metazoa, Arthropoda, Insecta, Coleoptera, Chrysomelidae.
AUGUACAUUUACUAUCAAGCUGUUGCUUCGUUCACGACAAGCAAGCCAAUCUUUCAUACAAGUAAUACGGACUCAGUAACAAGAAUAUCAUCUAAGUCUGUCGAAAACUCUACUGAUAAACCAAUGAAUUUUGAAGAUUCUACUCAAGAAUCAAUCGAAUCGUCAUCCGUAACCACCGACCAAUUGGGCCUACAACACAAACCUUCAUUUCACGUUGAAAGCUGGAGCCUAGAACCAUCAGCAUCUUCACCUGCGUCAACCUCUACGAAUGCUUUACAGCAAUUACCACCUCUUGUCAUGCAAAUUUCUAUCAAAAGUGAUAAUCGCUGUAUUUUUUGCGACACUCAGCGAAAAAUGAUAAAUCGUAAAUCAUUGAAAAUAAGCACUUCGCCUGUAUUAUCGAAACUAGUGGAAUCCAUGAAAAUUAUGGCAGUCGAGCUAGAAGAUGAUGAUUUAUUGUUGAAAUUAUCAAAAUCACCGUGCAAUAACUGUUCAGAAGAAAAACAAUUACCCCUGCAUCAAACUGCUUUUGAGGCUUUGUCCUCGUUUAUUGAGGAGGAAAUCAUUUCAAAAAAGGAAGUAUAUUUCCUUACGGAUUUGCUGUUACACUACAAAGCCUUACUUGUGAAAUACGGGAGCAAUACAAAUAUAAAGGGCUUCGAUUCUUAUACUUGCGAUAAUUUACAACGGAAAAUAAUGAGUUCGUUUGGUGAACGCAUCAUGAUUCAAAUUUUAGAUCUCCCGCAGGGAAAAAGAGUCGUAUUCAAUCCCGAAAUAACUUCGGCUGCUUUUGCUGCGAAAUCAGCAGUCGCUGAUGAUCGCGAGAGUACCCGAUUCAAAAACGUUGCUUUUGCUUUGUGCCACUCCGUGAAGUCUUCAACCGCUAGGAAAUUACCGAGGGACGUUACUGUAGAAAAUGUACUUGAAGGAGAAACCGAUAUUCCCGAGGAUUUAUUCCAGUUCAUAGCUGACUUGGUGUACGGUCCUGAUUGUCGUAGGCGAAACUGUUGUGACGAUGAAUUCAAAAUCAAAUCAAUCUGUAGUGAUUUGAUUUUUGUAAUCAACAAAGGCAAAGUAAGACCAUCAAAACAUCUCACACUUGGGUUGGCUUUGAAAUCAAUCACAAACUCAAAAAAGGUCUUGACAAUUUUAAAUCGAUAUGGUCACACAAUUUCGUACAACACGGCCGAGGAAAUAGAAACUGAAAUGACUUAUACUCACUUUGCGAAAAAUUCUCCUCCGGGUAUUCGCACAAUUGACGGUCUUUGCACUCACGUGGCAUUUGAUAAUUUUGAUCGUUAUGUAGAUACUUACGGCGGCAAGGACACUUUGCACGAUACGGUCGGAAUAAUUUAUCAAAUGGACAAUCCGAGAAUUAUCGCAACUCGACAAGAAGUUGAGCAAGUGCCUUUGCAACAAUCCUCUGACAGUGAAGAUGAUGCGCCAGUUUCUAGGAAAGGUAGAAAAUUCGAUAUAUUAGAUAACGAGAAUAGAAAUUAUUAUCCCAAACCAAAUUCUGCCAUUUCAUUGCUCCCUUUGCCAACAAUUUUGGAUUGUAUCGAUACUUGCAAAGAAUCGACAAAAAUUGCUUCUGAAAGAGAUCUGGUGUGA